UAUGAAUAAUUCAAGAUCAACAGUCAAAAAAGGAACAAAUAAUCUUCCUAUUUAAAAUGGAGACUUGGAAGAAUAUAUGUAAUUCAUAAAAUAUACUAUAUUAUUAGAUAAAUAUUGUAUGAUCAUUAAAAGAGUUGUGAAAAGGCAGGGAAAUAUUUAGAAGCUGAUUAAGCAAAAAAAAGAUUAGGAGAAUUAAAAAAAGAUUUAGAUUCAAAAAAUAAGAUAGAAGUUAAGGAUAGACAUACUAAUGAAAAAUAAGAAAUUGAAAAGGCUCAUCUUGAAGAAUUUAAUCAAUUUAACGAAUUUUGGGAUUAGAAAAUGGCUGAAUUUGAUUAAGAAGCUCAAAGAGUUAAAGAAUAAGUACUUUAAAGACAUGAUGAAGAAUUGAAACAAUUUACAGAUGAAUUAGAAAAUUCAAUACCUGUUAAACCAAAAGAUUCUGCAGAAUUACUUAGUUUAAGAAAGACUGAGGAAUCUUUGGCAAGAUAAGAAAAGUAUAUAUAAAUAUAUAUAUAUUUAGUUACUAAGAGGCUCAUGUUACUUAAUAAAGAAUAUUAUCAAUGGAAAGAGAUGAAUAUGAAAGAUGGAAUUAAUCAAGAUCAUGUAAGAUUAGAAAUCUCAUUCUUCAACUUAAACAAAAAUAAAGUACUGAACUUAGUGCUUUACAGUAAAGAAUUGUUUCAGGUUAAGAAGAAUAAAGGAAGAUUAGAUCAUAGGAAUUAGAGAAGUAUAUUUAAUGAGAUAAAAAUAGAUUAUUAUAAAAGUAUUAGAAUGUUAGAAAAGAAUUGAGUAGUUAAUAGAAUUAAGAAAUCACAAGACUUGAUAAGACUAAUAAAACUUAAUCUAUUAUGUAAUAAUCAAGAAUGAAUUCAUCUAAAAUGUAAGGUUCUUCAAUGAAAAAAGGAGAUGAAGAAAACUAUUAUAUUAAAUGA
Molecule: messenger RNA, 932 nt
Organism: Paramecium pentaurelia
Lineage: Eukaryota; Ciliophora; Oligohymenophorea; Peniculida; Parameciidae
Source: the annotation of a GenBank genome assembly